This is a messenger RNA of Bactrocera tryoni, 8492 nucleotides long. Its product is annotated as diacylglycerol kinase theta. NCBI's taxonomy places the organism in Eukaryota, Metazoa, Arthropoda, Insecta, Diptera, Tephritidae. Gene Ontology annotation, molecular function: RNA binding; ATP-dependent diacylglycerol kinase activity. Gene Ontology annotation, biological process: intracellular signal transduction; lipid phosphorylation; diacylglycerol metabolic process. The record is from RefSeq and is a predicted model, not a curated record.
CUGUCAACAAUUGCAGCAUAAAAAUUCAAAGGUACCGGCCCAAAUGUCUGGAUGAAUAGUACAAAUGGAUGAAAAUGCCGCCGUCGCUGUCACAUUUGUUGUCGUCGCCGCCAUUUUAUCAUCACUUUUAUCGAGCACAAACGCAGCAGUACAAAACAUUAAGCCCAAAAAAUCAGUCAAUAAAGCAAAAACUGCUGACACAAAGGUCGAAACUAAAAGCCAUCAACAGCAAGACAAUAGAGCACCAACUAGAAUUCAAAGCCGCUCAAAUAGUCAAAAUAUACUUACUAGAUAUUCAAAAAUAUAUAAUAGCAGUAAUAGAAAAGAAGUUACCAAGGCCAUUGAAAAAAGUGGCUGUAAUUUCUGUGGUCAGCAAGAAGAAUUGCUUCCAAAAUUCUUAUUCUUCGUAUAUUGCAUCAAUAAAAAUAUCAGGAAUCAAUGUGAAUUAUCCAAUAUGAUAUCGAGCAGUUGAGAGAAUUGUCAGCUGUUAUACUAAAAACAACAAAGAAGUGAAAAGGAUUAUAAGAGAUAAACUAAAAAAAUUAAGCCUCAAAAAAGAAGCAGCAGAAAAAUUGUUAUAAGAUUACAAAACACUUUUCAUUUCGCGUAUCGUCGAUAUCUUCGUUAUAUUGGUCUGCUGCCAAUUGCGAUUCAGCGAUACGCCCCAUAAACGAAAGUAUCCUUAUAGAAUGCGCAAAAUGGCGGAUGGUGGACAUACAUUCGUAAAGAAGACCUUUGGAAAGCCAACGUAUUGUCAUCAUUGUUCAGAUUUGAUUUGGGGUAUUAUUCAGAUCGGUUAUAUAUGUGAAGUGUGUAAUUUCGUCAUACACGAUCGUUGUGUUUCAAAUGUUGUUACUCCAUGCUCUGGCAUUGCUCCAUGUAUUAUAAAGAAUCCCGUCGCGCAUUGCUGGUCGGAGCCAACUCAUCAUAAAAAGAAAUUCUGUACCGUUUGCCGUAGACGAUUAGAUGAUAGUCCAGCAGUACAUUGUUUAAUUUGCGAAUAUUUCGCACACAUUGAGUGCCAAGAUUUUGCUGUGCCUGAUUGUACUGAAAAUGCGACGUAUGUGCCCGGCAAAGAAUUGCAGAGUGUGAAACAUCAGCAUCAUUGGAGGGAAGGUAAUCUACCCCCCACGUCUAAGUGCGCCUACUGUAAAAAGACAUGUUGGUCAUCAGAAUGCCUCACAGGCUAUCGCUGCGAAUGGUGCGGUAUGACAACGCAUGGGGGAUGCCGCACGUACCUGACAACCGAAUGUAAUUUUGGUGUACUUCAGCCUAUCUAUUUACCUCCACAUUCGGUCUCGAUUCCGCGCACCGAGGUGCCCAUAGAAGCUAUUAUUGGCGUACAAGUUAAAUCGAAAACCACAUUAGUACGAGAUUACUCGUGCCCUGAUUUGGGGACAAUAGAGUGCCCAGAAAAUACUACUUCCGUAAAUUUCAUUACUCCGAAUAAAGGCUUUAUAACAGAUGCAAUCAACGAAAUAAACAAAGUCCCCGAACCAAGCUUAAAAGAGAUUCUGUUUAUUGAAAGACAACGUCGCAAGAAAUCAAAGGAAAAUUUUCUACUAUCAUCAUCCACAUCAUCAAUAUCCACCAGCUUCACACCAACGCCAUCUUUACCUUUACUUACACUCCCAGUAGUUGAGAAAACUCCUACUUAUUCUGAGCUCAAAGAAAAAGAACAAUGCAAGUUUAUCAACAUACCUGUAUAUUUAAGUGACGAUAACGCUGUAAAGACUGUCAGCGGAACACCACCGAAUCAAAAUGUGACUUGCAAUAUACAAAAGUCUUCAUCUACAUCCUCUUCCCUGCAUCUAUUAUAUACGAAUUUGUUGCGUCGCAUGCAUCCAAUCUCGCGAAAACACCUAUCAUCCAAUACAGAAGACGAGGAUAUCGAUUUUUGCGAUGUAAAUGGUAGUGAAGUGAAUGAAGAUUAUCAUAACAUUAAAGUUAAACAACUAGACUCUAGAGAACAUAGAAUCGUAACGAAAACGUUACGACAACAAUGUCAAAGUCUCUAUGAAACUACCGAUACGGAGGGUGUUUUGACAACUGUGGAUAACAUUGGUUUUGACUCUAACAUAAAUCAGAUUAGUAAUUUAAGCUUUAAUAGAGGUAAUAAUAAAACAUCGUUAGAAAGUCAUUAUAAUUUAGAUGAAAAACUGGAAAAUGCUCAAAACGUAAUAAUAACAGCAUGUGCACUCAAAGCGUGUCAAACAAUCAACGCACCUAUACUAGUUACGCAAACGCUUAUGGCUCCAAAAGAUGGCAACAGCAACGCACAUGAACAAUUUUCUAAGACUGGCGCUUUAAUAAAAGCGAAAACGUACAACCUCAGCCCGUUUAAGGGUGUCCCGAACAAAGGCGGCUCUUUGAGUUGCUCGCCUAAUUCCAGUGAUUGCUCGUCGCAUUCGCCUGUGCCAGAGAAUCCUUUAAAAAUGUAUCUUUCGGCAGUGAACCGUAGUAAAUCAUUCCAAGAACCUGGAGUCCAACAGUAUACACGUAAAAAAGACUACACGCGACUCUUUCGACGUCGCUCAAAAAAACGUAAUAAAGAUUCAGUUCUCAUAGGCACUAAAACAUCGAAAAGUGCCUUCAGUUUAGAUACCACAGGACAAAGUAUAGAAAUUACCAUACAAGAUGAAGAUGGUAAUUAUCAACCGUACGAUGAUGACUAUUUGACUUUAAAAGAUGUGCGCAGUGGACUUAGCCGUAGCGGCUACACCGACGAUGAUGAAGAUUAUGAGGACGGGUAUGACUUGAGACGGCACGUGAAAGCAGAAUAUCAAACGCCAGUGUAUAGUAGUGAAGCCAGCAGUCCUACAAAUUUUCACAUGUAUUUAGAUGAUCAGCCGCACAGUUUUACGAGUGAUGACGCCACAGCAGGCGAUAUAAGUGAUGGUGGUAGUAGUCGCAGUCGAUCACGCGUUAGUGACAAUGAAGAACACGUAUUCGGACGGUUGCUACGGCGAAUGCAGUGCCUAUCGCUUGGGUGGCGGAAACAUCGUUACUACAAACGCAGAGCACGAAGUAUAUCUGAAGAGUUUAGUAGUGGAGACACGCCACGUUUCAAAGAUGAAGAACCGGGUAUUAAAACUGAUACAAUGCACGCUAGUGCCGUUAGUGGCGGAAGUGGUACGUCAUCACAUUAUCGCCCAGAAUCCUCUCACAAAUCGGAAAAAUCAGACAAAGAUAAAACCAAAAAGGAAAAAGAAAGCGAGGAAAAGGACAUUGAAAUGAUCAAAGUUUUCGACGGUAACAACUCAUUUAGACGGCAACUAUACCGGGUAAUUAGUGUACCGCGGACGUAUACCUUAGAACAAUUGCUAACUACAGCAUUGCGAGCAUUUCAUAUAACUAGAGAACCCAGCGCAUUUUACAUGACUGACUUGUAUGCUGCGUCUGGUAUGGAGGAUGUUCCAUUGCAAGAUCCAACACCCGUAAUGAACUUGACGCAUUUGGAAGGAAAGAGACCAGCAAUAUAUCUAAGGUUUCACGAUAAGGACAAAGGAUAUGUACGCGUUUAUCCGGGUAAACUUCAAUGCUCUUUAGAAGAGCCAUAUGUUAAUGUUCCUGUUGAAAAUACAACCAUUAUUAAGGAUUUGAUUCGCGAUGCUUUGGAUAGAUUUGGUUUACAAGAUAACCAAAUCCAAGAUUACAGAUGCUCUGAGGUAUUACUAGACCGUGGGGUUACCGAAAGGAUAUUAUCAUGGAAUGAGCGGCCAUGGGAUAUAAUGAAGCAAUUGGGUAAGGAUUCCAUCAGACAAAUGGAACUAAUGCGAUUUUAUAUGCAACAUAAGCAAGAUCCGCAUGGACCAAAUAUCGCGUUAUUCGUUGGAAAUUUACCACCAGGCUUAUCGCAACGCAAUUACGAACAAAUUUUGAAUAAGUAUGUUACAGAUGAAAAUAAAUUUACUAGUAUUGGACCUAUCUACUAUGAAUAUGGCUCAGUGGUACUAUCAUUUGAAGACGCUCAAAAGGCGGUUCGAGCUUUCUAUAACUUACGUGAAACUAUUAUAGAAGAUAAGAAGCUUUUAGUCAUGCUCCUGCCAAAUAUAGAACCGAGCAUGGUUCCAUCAGAUGUGCGACCACUACUUGUAUUUGUUAAUGUUAAAUCAGGCGGUUGUCAAGGCCUUGAACUAAUAUCAAGUUUUAGGAAGCUUCUGAACCCAUAUCAAGUAUUCGACUUGGAUAACGGAGGGCCAUUGCCGGGGUGAGAAAUACGUAUGAUUUUAAUGCUCUCAUUUAAAUCUCAUUUUAUUUAUAAUAGAUUGUAUGUAUUUCGGCAAAUUGUUAACUACAAAAUACUGGUAUGCGGCGGUGAUGGCACUAUCGGCUGGGUAUUACAAUGCUUGGACAACGUGGGACAGGAUUCCGAAUGCUCAAGUCCACCUUGUGCCAUAGUUCCUUUGGGCACUGGAAAUGAUUUGGCCCGGGUACUUUGUUGGGGUUCUGGCUAUACAGGAGGCGAAGAUCCUCUAAAUUUACUCCGUGACGUUAUCGAAGCUGAAGAGAUACGCCUGGAUCGUUGGACGGUUGUAUUUCAUCCGGAAGACAAGCCGGAAGAGUCUGCAUUAAAGGCGCCCUCAAAUACAACGGGUAAGAAGAAGAAGGCUCACCAAGCACAUCUAUCGCAACAAACAAAUCAGCACCAUCAAUUACCGGCCAUAACAUCGACUGAAAUAUCAGGUGGUGGCGCCCAAAAUGAAGACAACUCACAAAUAUUCGUUAUGAAUAAUUAUUUCGGCAUUGGCAUUGAUGCCGAUCUUUGUCUCGAUUUUCACAAUGCACGCGAAGAAAAUCCGAACAAAUUUAAUUCUCGAUUACACAAUAAAGGUUAUUAUGUUAAGAUGGGCUUGCGAAAAAUUGUUGGCCGUAAAACCGUUAAAGAUCUUCAUAAAGAAUUAAAAUUGGAAGUUGAUGGCAAAGUAGUUGAUUUGCCACCUGUUGAGGGGAUUAUUAUAUUGAAUAUUUUGAGCUGGGGUAGCGGCGCAAACCCAUGGGGACCAGAUAAGGACGAUAACUUUUCCACACCCAACCAUUACGAUGGAGUGUUGGAGAUUGUUGGUGUUACAGGCGUUGUACACUUAGGGCAAAUACAAUCCGGUAUACGGACGGCAAUGAGAAUCGCACAGGGAGGUCAUAUAAAAAUUCAUUUAUACUCGGAUAUGCCAGUACAAGUCGAUGGAGAGCCUUGGGUGCAAAGCCCUGGCGAUGUUGUUGUUUUAAAGUCGGCUCUAAAAGCCACAAUGUUGAAGAAAAACAAAAGUAAAAUGAAGCGACGCAACACAGAGCCUACAAUGACACUUACCGGUACAGCAGCACCACAUCUCUCACUAAUGCCAGUAACCGUAAUGGCGACGGCCAGCGACAGUGGCACCGGCGAUACAGAUGCUGAGAAUACACCGAACAAUACCGAUUUCUGAAUAUGGUACAGUGAGCGAUUAAUUUAACGUACUAACUAAUGUGAUUUUUUGUUUUUUUUUUUUGUAAUUUUCUAAUGUGCUUGAAACAUAUACAUACAUAUAUGUAUUAUAACUUAUUUGGGUUUCAUACAAAUAUCAAUGCAUAAUAAGGACAAACAUUCCAAAUUUAAAUUUAUACUCUUUGUACUUCCAUAUUAAUUUCAUUAAACUUUUUUUUCGUCUAUUGACUUAGAAAAAAAUAUAUGAACAUACAUAUAUGGAUAAAAGCUCACAUACCUCCUACACCUUAGUUAAGUUAUAUAUGUAGUUCAUACAUACACACAUAAGAUCGUUUAUAAAAGAUACCUGUUGGAACCUAACCGAAAGUUACUGGAUUGUGAACCAUGCAUAUAUGUACAUAUGUAUGCAUGUAUACACAUAUUAAAACAUACAUACAUAUGUGGCAUGGGUAUGUGCGUAAUGUAUUUCAGCCUAUGUGGUAAAACAAAAAGUAAAGUAAGCUCUCAACUUGUUUUGGAGUACAAAGUGGUUAUUUUAAAGCAUCAUAUUCAAAAUAAUAAAAAUUCCGUUAGAAAUCUUUAUAAUAUGACUAAUAGUACGUUAAAUGGAAGUCGCUCUCUGAUUUGCAAUUUAUCUUACUUGCUUCAAAUAUUAUAAAGAGCCACCAGUUUCUACUACAAUAUAUUGUGUAAAUUAUUAAAAUAAAUAAGAAAAUAUUUUAUUUUUCAUUAAAAACUGAAUGCACAACAUUUAUUAUACGAAAACUCUUAUGUAAGCACAAUAUCACCAAGAAAAAAUAUAGAAAAAGUUCAUUGCACAUUAAUAUACUAAAUAUUUUUUAGUACAUUUGAAAUAUAAUUUCGGCAUAUUUUGACAUUACUGAUGUGCAUAUGUUUUUCCGCCCAGAUAAUCCAAUUUCAAAAAUGAUUUCUUAUAUUAUAUUAUAUACAUAUACAUAAAUACAUAAUGUAUGUAUGUAGUUUGGUUUAGUUUAUGCAAUAAAUUUACUUCAUACGCGAUAUUUUAGAAAUUUGUAAAUAUCAAACACUAAAUUAUGUGAUUUACUCAAGUCAGACGAAUAUAACUUACAUACUUACGUAUGUACAUAUUAAAAAUAGUCUCAAAUACGUGCAUUCGUAAAAACAAAGAUUAUAUGAAAUAAGGAAUGCUUUGAAUACACACAUACAUAUGUAAAUGCAAACUUUCAUUUUUUUGCGAUACUUAUAGACGUUGUUUGAUAUUUUCAUAUACAGAUUCAUAUUCACGUAAAAUGAAAACAACCUAGAUAAAUAAAUUUCAAAUUUUGUUGCCUGAGAGUCACGGAAAUCAGACAACAUCAUUUCAGCAUUCAUAUUCACACUCCUAAAAAAUAAUACCGAUAUGCAUAUAUAAAGUUUAUUAUUAAAAGCUACAUAAACAUUAAUGUACACUAAACAUCUAAGCAAAUGUUAAAAAGGUAGAUAUACAUAUAUAGAUAUAUAGUAGUGAAUAAGCAGACAUUGUGAUAAAUCGCCUCCACCUGCUAUGAUUAGGGGCUCAGUAAAUGUGGUGAAAUCAGCCGCUCAUUAAAAUUCCGUGAACAUUGGUCACAACACACUAUAGACAAAGUCGAUAUUUCAAUAUUUCUUGCAAUUUUAACGAACAACAGAAAAUAUAUGCAAUGGAAUUAUUUACAUAUAUUAUUAAUAUUACGAACAAAGCGCACUGAUAAAUUGGUCAAUAAGUAAUAAAAUUGCGAGAUAUGUUGAUAAGUGUAUUAUAACCAACAAUUCGAUUAACCGCAUUCACAAAAAAUCUGCAGCUGUUUGGCGAUUUUGAAACAAAAAUUUAAUUAAUCGAUUUGGUUUUUUAUUUAAAAAAAUGCGUAGUCUAAGUAAAAUAAAAAAAAACUCUUCUACUUUAAGAAACUCAAGAAACAGAAAUAACUAACAGUUCAAUAAAUACUUUCAAUAUAUGCAAAUAUUUAAAGAAAUCCAAAACAUAAUUACCAACAAAAUUUGACCUACUUACUAAAAACGAAAACUUAAAAAUUAAAAAUUGGUGUAGUGUGUAGUAUUAAGACAUAUAACCAAUUAUGGUAGAACACAUUAUUAACUUAAACCAUAAAUUGACAAAUGGAAAAUCUAUUUGUAUAUAAGUACAUAUGAAUGAGUAAUACAUAUAAUUUGAAAUUAAUGACGCCGUUACACAAUAAUAAGUUAUUUCCUUUUUUUAUUUCUCAUGAAGUCCUUCACAAAAAUGCAUUAUUUUAAUUAUUUUCGAAUUAACUAACUAAAAACAGCUUCGAGUUUAUAGGAACUUAAAAUUAUUAACUUUUCUGUUGAAUAGCCAAUCAAUCGCUUGGAAUAAACAUGCAUAUGUUUAUAAGUGUUAGAACGUCCAUACAUAUGUAUGUAAAUACACUAUAUUUGAAAGUGUUCACUGUCAAAGAGUUCAUUGUUACAUCCAUAUGUAUGUACAUGUCUACAUGCAGAAUAUGUACUAUAAAUACUGAUAGAAUGUUUAAUGACAACAAAAUAAUAUAAAUGAACAAAGGUAUUUGCAAUGCUGCUUACGUAUAUAUGUAUGUAUUAAUUAUGAGAAUGUCAGAAAUCAUUAAAUGAACAUCAACUUUAUUUACCGAACCAAAAAAACUUAUUUGAGGUACUAAAUCCUAAAACUAUCUGAUCCGUUAUUAACAAAUGUAUUAUGGAUUACAUAAACAUAUUGCUAAAGUAGAAAGUAUUUGCUUUGAUAUUGAUAAUACGUUUUAUAUGAGUUUUUGCGUCAAAAUGUUUUACAAUUGAUCACAGACUUUUACCACAAUAAUUAAUUGCAUAAAAUGCAUAUGUAUGUAUAUGAGUAUGUAUGUCAAAUACUUGAACAUGCAUACGUACAUACUUAUACAUAUAAUACAUAUUUACUUAUGUGUAAAGCAACAUUGAUGGAACUUGAAACACCAUUAAAAUACUACAUGACAUCCUAAAAGUUAUUGAAAGAUGCGAAUUUGCAAAUAGAAAAACAUAAAAUCAUAAAACUGCAAAAUAAAUGUAACUAAUGACAGAACAAAUAAAGCUUAAUGGAAUUUCA